Molecule: messenger RNA, 710 nt
Organism: Zingiber officinale
Lineage: Eukaryota; Viridiplantae; Streptophyta; Magnoliopsida; Zingiberales; Zingiberaceae
Exons: 2
Coding region: 155-427 (90 amino acids)
Source: RefSeq, a predicted model, not a curated record
UGCUCGAGUCGAAUCAAUGCAGGGCAACAUGCUAAGUUCAAAUGGCAUUCGAGUGCAUCCGAGACUACCGGAAUACGAUGAGUUGGUUGCACGUUUUGCCUCAUUCUAAAAGCUCUACUCCUUCCUCGAUCCUCUGCUUUCCCUUCCUUCCCGCAUGGAGAAGUGCAGGUCGUUCCCGGACUCCUCCUAUUACUCCUCCGUCGCCGGCGGUGGAUCCGGCCACGAGAACCUCUCCACCUCGUACAGCUUCAACGGGCCGAGCGGGAAGGGCGAGGGCUUCGCCAGCGCGGCGGACCCCGAGCUGAAGCGGAAGCGGCGCGUCGCCUCCUACAACUCCUUCGCCGUCGAGCGCAAGCUCAAGUCCUCCUUCAGCAACAGCUUCAAGUGGAUCAAGAACAAAUUCGCCGACGCCCGCUACGGAGUCUAAUCAACAAAGGCACGUAUCAAUAUAUCAAUCCAUCCAUCCAUCCAUCUAUCCGUCUAUACAUGUGUCCUCUUUUCGAUUGAAUCUUUUUUCUAGGGAUUUGGCUUGUUCUGUUGUCUAUCCUGUGUGGAAGUCAUUAGCUAGGGUUUGAUGGUUUGGGGUGGAUAAAAAUUGGAACUUUGCAGUUGCUCAUGAAGCCUCUGUUCAUCUUUGAGCUGCCUUUGUUCAUCUUCGAACAUUUUCCCAAAUUCCAAGUUUCAUGAAUUUCUCUGUUUGCUUCUGAAAA